AUGACGAACCCCACGACCGACUUCGCCCUCAAGAACAACACGGACUCGUCCGAGGCGUUCGCCUACAUCACGGGCCUCGACCUGAACCGCGACAACACGCCGGUCUUCAUCCAGGCCGACGGCAAGACGACGUACCACCCGGCGUCGCCGGCGGAGCCGCAGUCGCCGCUGCAGGCCGACGUGGCGAUCCCGCUGGGCGCGCCCGGGACGACGACGCGGGUGACGAUCCCGCACAUCGCGGGGGGGCGGGUGUGGUUCAGCGUCGGGGCGCGGCUCAACUUCCUGCUGAACCCGGGGCCGGCGGUGGUGGAGCCGAGCGUGACGAACCCGUCGGACCCGAGCUACGGGGUGGCGUGGGGCUUCUGCGAGUUCACGUACAACCAGCAGCAGCUGUUCGUCAACAUCAGCUACGUCGACUUCGUGCCGCCGCACCCGAUCGCGCUCGAGCUGCGCAACACGGACGGGGCGACGCAGACGGUGCGCGGCAUGGGCCGCGGCGGGCUCGCCGCCGUGUGCGACGAGCUCGCGCGCCAGGGCGCCGCCGACGGCGCCGGCUGGGAGCAGCUCGUGGUGCGCGGGGCCGACGGCGCGGCGCUGCGCGCGCUGAGCCCCAACAGCGGCCGCGUGCUGCGGCCGGGCCUGUUCGACGGCUACUUCGACGCGUACGUCGACGCGGUGUGGGAGCGGUACCGCGGCGCGGACCUGACGAUCAACACGCAGGCGGCGUGGGGGGACGUGGCGGGGCGGGUGGCGGCGGACGGGCUGCUGACGUUCGCGGGCGCGGGCGCGUUCGCGAAGCCGAGCGCGGGCGACAUCUUCUCGUGCUCGACGGGGCCGUUCGGCAACUACCCGCCGGCGCAGCGCGAGCAGAUGGGCGCGCUGGGCGCCCGCCUCGCCGCCGCCUUCAACCGCUCCACGCUGCUCGCCAACGACCGCCAGCCCGACGGCGAGCGCGUCGCCGCCUACUACGCCGCCUCCCCCACCAACCACUACGCCCGCAUCGUCCACGCCGCCAACCUCGACGGCCGCGGCUACGCCUUCCCCUACGACGACGUCGUGCCCUCCGGCGGCACCGCCGGCCCCGACCAGGCCGGCACCGUCUUCGACGGCAGCCCCGAGCUGCUCACCAUCACGCUCGGCGGGCCCGCUGACGGGGAUAACGGCGGCGGCAACGGGGGCGACGGCGGCAGCGGUGGCGGCAAUGGUGGCGAUAGCGGCAACGGUGGUGGUAACGGUGGCGAUGGCGGAAGCGGCGGUGGUAACGGCGGUAACGGCGGUAACGGCGGCGACGGCGGCAACGGCGGCACCCCGGACAAGGGCGACGGCGGCGACGGCGGCGACGACGAGACCCCCGGAUGCCUCGACGGGCUGAAGAGCCUGUUUGAGAAGCUGAGGCAGCUGCUCAAGCUGUGA
Durotheca rogersii is the source of this 1413-nucleotide messenger RNA. Its product is annotated as glycoside hydrolase family 64 protein. The transcript has a single exon. The record is from RefSeq and is a predicted model, not a curated record. The coding region runs from base 1 to 1413 and encodes 470 amino acids. Lineage: Eukaryota; Fungi; Ascomycota; Sordariomycetes; Xylariales; Xylariaceae.